AUGCAGGAAAUGCCUGCACAACCCAUCAUCGGUCAGCCUAGCUGUCUAUUCGCCAGCCAAUCACAGACUACGUAUAGAACGAGGCCGCUGAUUGGACGGUUGCCUGGGGCUUUUCCAGUAGCCAAUUACAGAUCCGCUUUGCAGGAAGUGGACCCGGGCCGCGGCUGGAGAGGCCCGGACCUGCAAUCGGCUUUGCGAUAUUUGGCAGAAUGCCGCGCCAACAGAGAGAAGAUGAGAAGCGAACUGGGAAUGAUGUUGAGCUUGCAAAAUGUCAUUCAGAAGACUACAACACCAGGAGACACACAGUUUCUUGCCUCAGAAAUCUGUGAUCUUCUACAGUCAUCCAGCACAGCAGAUGGAGAUUGUACGAAUGAGAUGAACUCUAGACGGCGGAAGGCCCAGUUCUUUCUUGGAGCUACAAAUAAACGUGCCAAAACCGUGGUCCUGCAUAUUGAUGGCCUUGAUGAUACAUCUCGGAGGAGCCUCUGUGAAGAUGCCCUACUGAAAAUCAAAGGCGUCAUUAGCUUUACAUUUCAAAUGGCAGUACAAAGAUGCGUUGUCCGUAUUCGGUCUGACUUGAAAGCAGAGGCUUUGGCAACAGCAAUAGCGUCUACCAAAGUGAUGAAGGCACAGCAAGUGGUAAAGGGCGAAACGGGAGAAGAGUUGCUGGUGCCAUUUCAAGACACUUCUGUGGAUGUGGAGCAGAACACAGAUUUACCAGACUACCUACCGGAGGAUGAAAGCCCUAUGAAGGAGCAGGAUAAAGCCGUGUCACGAGUCGGGGCACUUCAGGACGGUGGGAGUAGUUGGCUCAGCACUGCAGCAAACUUUUUAUCGAGAUCCUUCUACUGGUGACAUGGGCUUAGGGACAAAAGACUGCCAUACAGUUUGAAGACAUAUUUCAAUCAUCCCAGUGAAGUGCAAUUUGCAAUAAAAUAUACUAAACAAAAAAAAAAAAAUUUAAAAUCGCGCAACUUACGCUGUGUUUUACCUGUACGAUAGCCAGCAUGGCGGACAAACGUCACAGAACGUGUUGCUUCUUUUAUUGCGUGUUGCCUCACUUUGUAAAUGGGUCCACCCUUUGCUAUUACACUGUCAUGUUAUAAGCCAAAUAAUUGUGAUAGUGAACUCUUUGAUAUUCAGCCUUAAGGUCACUGGUAUGUUGUAAUACACAGGAAGCGUCUCUUCACCUCGAUACUCAGGACCGUCAGUUCUCAUUCUGGUUAGAUAUUAGUGCAUGAACGCCUUUUUAAGAAACUUUUUUUUUUUUCUUUCUCUUGCCUUAUUUUUUUUGGAAGGAUUUGUUUCUGUGACACGUGCUACUGUCCGCAGCAACACAAACCUCACUGUUUGGUUGUUUUUAUUUUUCCCACAGAAACGGAAAGCGUUUUAUGCCUUCUACAUGGUAGAGAAUUUGAGUUCUGUGCGCAGGUCCAGGCUACUAGCGGGCAUCAAUACUAGAGAUAUAAUAUUGCAACAAGCCUAUAAAUAGAAUAAAAUCAAAUGUAUUCUCCUUAAAAUGUCAACUUUAGUCCUGCCUGAGUAUUUAUGAUAGAAUCCUAUUAAGAGCUCAUGAUUUCCAUAUGAACAUGAAUAUGCAAUGUUAUAUAACCUCAAACAGGAAUGAUCCAUAACAGGCUGAUAAUAAUAUCCAAGAACCACUAUUGAUAGGAAAAAUGCCUAGAUGUAUAUAUUUCUGUAUGUACAAGAUCUGCUGCCUGCUUUAAACCGUGGUGCCAUUUUUGGAGACACUAUAUAAGAGGUACACCCGUUUCCGUUCCCUGUCCAUGAUGGUGGUGUUUUAUAUAUUUGGAUAUAUUUGUAAUGAAAAGAAAGGGUGACAUGUAUGUUGUAGAUGUCCAAUUAAAACGCUGUGAUUGUUUCAUCAUUUUAAAAAAACAUAAUUUAUUUUUUUUUUAAUCUUCCUUGUUCUGGUAACCAGGUAUAGAAUUGCACGGUUUGGUUGUAAAGUAUGUUAUACGGUUAUUUAGUCACUAGAAAGGUAUGGCAUAUGCAGCAUAAUACUGUUCCUAUAGGAGAGUUUUGGAAAAGAGAUUUGUGUAUAAUUGGUAGUAGAUAUUAAAGUGCAACUCUAAAGUUCAACUCCCGCCCAAUCUUCAGAUCGGGAAUGGAUGGACACAGUUCACUCUGGGCUGUCUGGUUGCAGAGGCAACCGUAUGACGUCCAGCAAGUUCUGUGCACGAGUCCUAUUAAGUAGAAAAGGCCUUGUGCACAGAACUUGCCGGACAUUGUAUCAGUGCCACGGUAGCUGUAUCACCCAGCAUGGAAUUUACCUCUCUACACCAAAUUUUAAGAUUGGGUGGGAGUUGAACUUUGGAGUUUUGCUUUAAAGGGGCACUCCGCUGCCCUGCUUUGGAUGCUCCGCUCCCCAGCAUCCGUAAAUUUAUCAUUCCGAACGUUACGUGCGGGCGGGCUUCAGUGUUCAGGGCCGCCCCUCGUGACGUCACGCCCCCGGUCCAUGACAUCACGCCUGCC
This is a messenger RNA of Hyla sarda, 2496 nucleotides long. It is a transcript of the gene ARMC1, whose product is annotated as armadillo repeat containing 1. The transcript has 7 exons. NCBI's taxonomy places the organism in Eukaryota, Metazoa, Chordata, Amphibia, Anura, Hylidae. Bases 1 to 855 code for a protein of 284 amino acids. The record is from RefSeq and is a predicted model, not a curated record. Gene Ontology annotation, molecular function: metal ion binding.